CAUCUCCGGUUACCAGACUGGCGCACUCUUCUCUCUCCUCUCUCUCUCUCAUCAGCACCACCAAUCCUACGGCACCACCAGCGCAGCGCAGCUAGAACCACCCUUCACCAGCUCCUUCCUCCCCCACCCCACGUGAUCCUUGUACCAAACCCAGAUUUCACUCCAAUGCCCAUUAUACACGUAUGCUAUACACACAUACUCAUGCAUAUAUUAUACGUAUAUUAGCAGAGUCAGAUCCACGCUUAUGAAUUCCCCACAAUUUAAGGUUUCAAUUUCUUGAAAUUCCCCAAUUUUGAAAGAUUUCAAGAUCCUUUCCUUAGUUGCAUAAUCAUUCAAAUAAUCUUUCCUAGUUUUAGUAGCUUGAGAUUUCUUGAACUUGUUGACCCUUUUUUUUUUUUUUUUAUCUAUCAUCGUACACGCGAUAGAUUGUAUCAAUGACCAAUACCCUUUUGAAUCCCCACUUUUCUCUCUCUGAAACUAAUCCCAGCAGCUACAACUAGCAGUAUCUGUGCUGCGGCGGCGGUGGAGGAAAAUGUCAGUAACCUGCGGGGUAGAGUGCGUGGUAGUGCUCGGCUGCCUCCGGUGGGCCUGGAAACGGUGCACCUACAUCGGCUCCUACGACAGCGCCACGUGGACCGACGCCACCGCGGAGGAGUUCGAGCCCGUGCCACGCGUCUGCCGCGUCAUCCUCGCCGCCUACGAGGACGACCUGAGCAACCCCAACUACCCGCCCGCGGGCGGGUACAAGAUGAACCCCGAUUGGGUCAUCAAGCGCGUGACGUACGAGCAGACCCAGGGCCACGCGCCGCCGUACCUCAUUUAUGCCGAUCAUGAUAAUCGCGAGAUUGUUCUUGCUAUCCGUGGUCUCAAUUUGGUUAAAGACAGUGAUUACAAGCUACUACUCAAUAAUCGGUUAGGUAUGCAGAAGUUCGAUGGUGGGUACGUUCACUAUGGGCUAUUGAAAUCUGCAACUUGGUUGUUGAAUGAGGAGUCAGAGACGCUCCGGCGAUUGUGGGUCGAAAACGGGUCCCAAUACAGGUUGAUUUUUGCCGGGCACUCAUUGGGGUCUGGCGUUGCCGCCUUGGUGACAGUGAUUGUAGUGAACCAUCUGGAUCGGCUGGGCGGGAUACCAAGGAGCAGUGUGCGGUGUUAUGCGGUGGCGCCAGCCCGGUGUAUGUCGCUCAAUUUGGCGGUGAAGUAUGCCGAUGUUAUACAUUCUGUGAUAUUACAGGAUGAUUUCUUACCAAGAACAGCAACCCCUUUGGAAGAUAUAUUCAAAUCAAUCUUCUGCUUGCCCUGCUUGUUAUUUUUUGUUUGCUUGAGAGAUACCUUCAUACCAGAAGGUAGGAAGCUUAGAGAUCCUAGAAGACUGUAUGCACCCGGAAGAAUAUAUCAUAUUGUAGAAAGAAAAUUUUGCAGAUGUGGGAGAUUUCCUCCAGAGGUUAGAACUGCCAUCCCAGUCGAUGGAAGAUUUGAACACAUUGUCUUAUCGUGCAAUACUACAUCAGAUCAUGGAAUUGUUUGGAUAGAAAAAGAAUCAGAGAAAGCUCUCGAUAAUAUGAGGGAGAGGAAUUCUGCGGUCACAACUCCCCCAAAAGUACAAAAAAUUGAGAGGUUCCAAUCAUUACAACAAGAACACAAGGAUGCUUUGGAAAGAGCUGUUAGUCUGAACAUACCUCAUGCUGUGACUACCCCCGAAGAGGAAGAACCCUCGACAAGCAAGGAACAGAAUGUAGAAUGCGACGAUUCUGAGUCUUUUGAAAUCGAAGGCACAGUUAAGUCUCAACCCUGUGGCGGAAGAACUAACUGGAAUAUGGUGGUUGAAAAGCUCUUAAAGAAAGAUGAGUCAGGAGAACUACUAUUUGAGAAAGAUGCAGUUGCUUCAAAGUAACAACCCUUCUCACAUUGUUUGCUUAUCUUUGCGACUGUAAUGCAUUCGAUUUUACAUUUUUAAGAUUAUUUUGCUCAUCUUUCUUUUCUUCUUGAUCAUUUUUGGUGCAAUAUUCUCUCUGUUAUGUUGUAAAAUGUUGUUGUAAAGAAUCUGUACUCGCAAUAUUGAACUGAACUUCAUGGUA
This is a messenger RNA of Rhododendron vialii, 2075 nucleotides long. RefSeq lists its product as uncharacterized. The coding region runs from base 533 to 1891 and encodes 452 amino acids. Gene Ontology annotation, biological process: lipid catabolic process. The transcript has 6 exons. Lineage: Eukaryota; Viridiplantae; Streptophyta; Magnoliopsida; Ericales; Ericaceae. The record is from RefSeq and is a predicted model, not a curated record.